GGUUGUAACGCAUUGAAAGCCAGAUAUGACAUCAAUAAACGACGCUAAUCUCGAACCAUUACCUGCGUGCAAUCUUAUACAUAAACCGGUCAAUAACUUAUGAUAAUCUCACCACAACCACAUUUUCCCUACUUUCAUCAACUGUGAAAGACUUUUGAAGAACACAAAGCACACGACAUCACACAAUAUACAACACCACGCACAAAGUAUCAGAUAUUCAAUCAGUAAUUAUGUUCCAGAAUACUCUCGCCUUCCUUCUUCAAUUCUUCUUCUUCGCUUUGGCAUUUGCUCAACCGAUUGAAACUGCUGGACAUGGCAAUGCAUGGAAAUAUGGUUCUGGUGGUGGAGUGAUUGGAUUUAUCGUAUUGAUUCUUGAUAUUAUCGUUUUCAUCGAGGUCCUUAAAUCCAGCCGUCCUCCUUCCCACAAGCUUCUUUGGUGCUUGGUCGUUUUCCUCUUCCCCAUUCUUGGUUUGGUCGUCUAUUGGUUGUUCUCGAAUAGAGAGGCACAUAACUCUGGAAGUGGUUCGUAUGAAGCUAUUCCUUGAGUAGAUGAGGCUGUGCAAUUCGUGGUGGUACUAUUGGGUGAUGUUGUGACGAACACAGAUGAGAUGAGAAUGAUGAAGGAGUUUUGGUGAUAAUGAUCAUGGCAUGGAUGGCUUGCGUUAAGGGAUUGUUUUCUGGCAUACACGACUAAGUGGCUUUGGGGAUUGCGAUUUGAGGAAAUUGUGAAUGGAGUAUGGAAUUAUACUAGCAUAUUAUAAUGAAUGGAUUCAGAACAAUCGCAAUCUAGUUCGGAUCAGUCAGAACGGUCUAUCUACACACGAUUUGCGACCUUUAUCAUUGUCUCCCAGGUCAUUGAAUCCCGAUUGAGAUUUAGCUAUC
Molecule: messenger RNA, 882 nt
Organism: Botrytis porri
Lineage: Eukaryota; Fungi; Ascomycota; Leotiomycetes; Helotiales; Sclerotiniaceae
Exons: 2
Coding region: 231-545 (104 amino acids)
Source: RefSeq, a predicted model, not a curated record